Haplochromis burtoni (Burton's mouthbrooder) is the source of this 2041-nucleotide messenger RNA. Its product is annotated as cytochrome P450 2J4. Gene Ontology annotation, molecular function: oxidoreductase activity, acting on paired donors, with incorporation or reduction of molecular oxygen, reduced flavin or flavoprotein as one donor, and incorporation of one atom of oxygen; iron ion binding; heme binding. The record is from RefSeq and is a predicted model, not a curated record. Gene Ontology annotation, biological process: xenobiotic metabolic process. NCBI's taxonomy places the organism in Eukaryota, Metazoa, Chordata, Actinopteri, Cichliformes, Cichlidae. Gene Ontology annotation, cellular component: cytoplasm; intracellular membrane-bounded organelle.
CAAAUGGGUAUCAGUGGAAGCAACAGAGGAGAUUUGCUCUUCAUACACUCAGAAACUUUGGUCUGGGAAAGAAGACCCUGGAGUUUUCCAUCCAGCAGGAGUGCCAGUAUCUCACAGAGGCUUUUGCAGAUCACCAAGGCACACACAGACACACAAACACAUUAAACUCACACUUUUUAUGAUGACACAGUAAUAAUACUUUUUUUUUUAAAUCUUCGUUAAUAAUAACCAUUAAUGGUUAAUAUGGAUAUAUCCUUUUACUUUACCUCAAACUUCUGCAUGACAACGUAAACCCACACAUUACUACAUAAGACUCUAAAUCCAACUAUUCAAACAGUCAUAGUGAAACACACAACAAACUUAAACAUAAGUUCAUGUAAAAUUUGUUUUAAAGUAUCCAAAAUUCAUUAAUAUAAGUUUACUCAGAUUUUUUGUCUAAUGGCCUCUUUCAGGAAAUCCUUUUAAUACCCAGUCACUGUUAACCAAUGCUGUGUCCAACAUCAUUUGCUGUCUGGUGUUUGGGAAUCGAUUUGAGUACACUGACAAGCAGUUUCAGUCAAUUCUGCAGCUCUUCAAUGAGAUAGUGUGCUUGCAGGGAACCAUGUGGGCACAGAUUUACAACACAUUACCCUGGCUGAUGAGGUGGCUGCCUGGACCUCACCAAAAAAUAUUCACCAUAACCCAAAAGAUAAUUGACUUUGUAGAAGUCAAGAUCAAAGAACACAGAGAAAACUUCAACCCAUCAUCACCAAGAGACUACAUCGAUGCUUUUCUCUUAGAAAUGGGGGAGAAGGAGGACGAAGACUCUGGUUUUAGUCUCAGCAAUUUGUGUAUUUACCUGGACUUGUUUGGUGCUGGAACUGAAACCACUACAACUACUUUACACUGGGGACUGCUAUACAUGAUCUACUACCCUGACAUUCAAGAAAAAGUCCAGGCUGAGAUCGAUGCUGUGAUCGGUUCAUCCAGACAGCCGUCUAUGACUGACAGAGAAAACAUGCCGUAUACUGAUGCGGUCAUCCAUGAGAUCCAGAGAAUGGGCAACAUCAUUCCCCUCAAUGUGGCCCAUGUUGCAAACAGGGAAACGACAGUGGAUAAGUACACAAUCCCAAAGGGUACAAUGAUCAUACCUGCUCUACACUCGGUCUUAAAUGACGAGACAAUGUGGGAAACUCCAAACUCCUUCAACCCUCAACACUUUCUCGACCAGGAUGGUAAAUUCAGGAGGAGAGAGGCCUUCCUUCCUUUUUCUGCAGGCAAGCGUGUGUGUCUCGGGGAACAACUGGCCCGGAUGGAGUUAUUCCUGUUUUUUACCUCCCUCCUUCAGAGGUUUUCAUUCUCUGCACCUGCUGGAGAGCAGCCCAGCCUGGAGUUUAAGUUAGGAGCCACUCGCAGUCCCAAACCUUACCGCCUCUGUGCCGUGCCACGUUAAACACCAGCUCUUUUAAUCUGAGCACUUGUUUUCCCAGCAAAAUGGAUCGCAACGAAUCACCGUCUACCAUUACAUUUAUGUUGUAUUGAAUGAUGAUCUGCUAUAUUACUAUUUCUUUAGAUUAAAGUCAAUUGUUAUUUUUCAUUCUCUCCAUAUUAAAAUAGCAGUAAAUAUCUUCUCCUGCAACUUUCUUAAAGUCUUUUCCAGUGCACAUUAAAUUUGUCAGGCCUACCAAACUCAUUGUGCUCAAAUAAAUCACACUGUCAUUAGGAUUUGUGUUUAAGGUCACAAUAUAGUUUCAGACUGAGUUUUAACGGGUGGGAGUGCAGUUCAUUUCAGUGCUGUUUAUCAGUUUGAGAAUGCAUGAUGUAAUCUGGACACUUCAGUUUCAAUAAAAACUUUACUCUUUAUUUAAAGGUUUUCAGAGUCACUUGUUGUCUUCAUGAAUAAAACACCACAUUCUGGCAUGUGAAGAAAUAAAGAACUUUUCUUGGGUGUAAAUCAAACCUUUGCCUUUGCACACAAAGCAAAUUCUGAGGUGUUCUUUAUCUUCACAUGUGCAUGAUAUCAAAUAUAACCAGUGAGAGAAUGUCACCACAUCUAAAGUAA